CUGUAUCUCCGUGGUGACUGCAAUAUUUAUGCACUGCCAUAUGGUGAUGAUGCAUUGAAACUUUCCAGCGUAGAGUCCAGCGCCGAUGCUGUGGCGUACGUAUUCCAAGUACCAUCCAUGCAAGUCUACUGAAUCUGUUAGAGAAAAGAAGAAUGUAUAGAUGAUAAGAUCUGCAGCCACCGUGACCGUGGGAUGUGAAGUGGGAAGGGGGAUGUAAUCUUAAUGUGGACACCAUGAAACAUCCUGCAGAGAACGUUGAACACUUCGAGUACAAUCUCGGCAAAGCACCGGAACUUCGAUGUGAGUAUGGCACAGUGACCACGUCCUGCGACAAGUGUGAGAGCUGCCGGAUACGCAACCGCCUGUCCCAGACACGGCAGUGGUUCCAGCGGGCCGGCGAACAGACCAGGAGGACAUUCACACUGGGCCUGGUGCGACGUUUCCACAGCUUCAACCUCCUGCGCUAUGCGGUGAACCUCUUGCACCCGCUCAUCGGCAAAGACUUCACCUAUGCCCGCUCUCGGAUGCACCCGAGCGUCGUGGGCGAUGGGGCAAGUACCGGACAGGACAGGGCGCUCUGGACGUCAAAAACGGAGCAGACGGUGACUGAGACCUGGCAGUGGUUCCAGCAGGCUAAAUACUGGAGCAAAGCCAAUUACCUGCUUGGGGUGCUACAGAUGUGUAAUGGAGAAUUGUUGUACAGAAUUGGAACUCUGGCCAGAACGAUGCUUGCAUCGGAAGAGAGGGCCAGUCAAGGAGUUUGCGAUGAAGAUUAUGAAAAGGAAUCUCUGGCUGACACUGUCUACUCCUACAGUUCCAACACCUACCCUCAAAAUGACCUGCUGCGGACAGCUGGCCAUGAAUAUUCAUCAUCCGUCUGCUGUCCAUUUGACUCGUGUGAAUAUUUGGACUCCGCCCACAUCCUUGUGGAGGACGGAGAGGAGGACUCUGAAGCAGCCGGCACAGUCAACUCCUUCGAAAUGUCUUCCAUUGACCCCACCCUCUGCGUCAUGCCCACCUCCCGCUCCGCCCUGGGCGGGGUAUGGCACCACCGGGACUUCAUCCGAGACUUGCCCGUCCACUUGUCCAAGAGCAUCCUGAGCUAUCUGGACUACGGGGACCUGGUGAGCUGCAUGGGUGUCAGCCGCCACUGGGCACACAUCGCCAAGGAGGUGGAGGAAGACUUGAGGAUGAGACAGUUGCUAUGGGAGGAAGUGAUGUUGAUGCAGGGAUCUUCUGCUCAAGGAGGCAAUCCGGUGUUUGCCAGCUACCGCACUGUUCCCGUUCCACGAUUGAUGGGUGACGGCCUCACGGUAGCUCCUUCUGACCUCCCUGCCAUGGAGGUGGAUUUUAAGUCAGAGAUCAACAUGAGCAGCUCCUACAGCGGCAUUGUGACCGACAACGUGGAGAUGGAAGAGAGGAACGUGUACUGUGGAGCUUAUAAUGUCAUGGUGCUUUCAGAUCAGGAUGAUUUCAACCGAGUGGUCUCCUACAACUACGGCCAGCUAGUGGCCAUAGGAUCUUUUGACCGUCAUGUCAGAUUCCUGGACGUGGCAACAGGCCAUGAUACCGGGCCAGUGAUCACCGGCCAUGCUGGAUCUAUCAAAUGUCUGUACAUUAAUGAUCGCGAGGGAUAUGUUCUCAGUGGAAGCUUUGACACCAGCAUCAGGUGUUGGGAUGUGAAGACUGGCAAACCUCAAAGAAUCUUCCACGGCCAUCAGGAUACCAUCCUCUGCUUGGAUAUGUCCCACGACCGGAAAGACAGCCUCGUGGUGUCAGGCGGGAAGGAUAACGUCGUCAAAGUCUGGAAUUUUAGCACGGGUAAAUGUCUACGCACCUUCAAGCACAUACACCAGGUGACAGCGGUGGCCAUACAUGGUGAUAGGGUGGUGAGCGGAUGUGAGGGGGGACGAGUCAAACUAUGGAGUAUCAAAGAUGCUUGCCUCAUCAAAAUGCUGUACCAGUCUCCCAAGAACACCAACCGCUUUGGCUUCAUCAACCCCCAUACCCACCAGGGGCCCAUCACCAGCGUCCGGCUGGACAGGUGGCAUGUGGUGUCGGGGAGUCGGGAUGGUUACGCACUGGUCUGGAGUGCCCUCGGGGACCACAAACGAUGCGUCACUGCACUCAGGCAUCCCAAGGAGGUGCUGUGCCUUGAGAUGUCCUACUUGAGGGUCAUCACCGGCUGUGAGGAUGGCAAGCUACGGAUCUGGAACAUGCUGAGUGGGGACUGCCUGCGCGUCAUGAGAGGAAACAGCCGGUCCGACCCAAUUGAGGAUAUCUACCCGUGUGGGGAAAGAUUGGUUCUGCAUACUGUCAACAACCUGUUGGUUCUGUGCUUUGAGGAGGUUCAGUGGGACUACGAACAGGAAGAGAAGAUUGAACUUCUGCGCUACAAGAACCACUAUGGCGAUGCCCCCCUCAGGAAGCACACCUAUCCUUAUGUCCGUGCCCAGCGCAGUGAGCGGGCAGGAGCCAGCAACCCCAAGAUCAUACACCACCUGCGGGGCACGUCCAAACCAGAUACCUCGUCGCAGCUGGGGCACAGCGGCCGCACGCUGCACGACCGGAGCCUGCAGAGUGCCAAGAUGAUACAGAAGCAGUUCAAGGCGGUAGAGUUUGCCUCCAGUCUGAAGGGGAGUGUGUAUCACAACGUCCAGGGUUCACAGCCUGACGGCCCCAUCCCGCCGGGGGCAAAGUCGGGCUCGGCCACCUACGCAAGAUCCCGAGCUGGUUCCUCAAGACCACAAACAGCUACAACUCUGACCAGGCCAUCCACAGCCUCAGUGCGAUCAGCAACAGGUGCUCCUUCAAGAGCAACAACCCCUGCCUCUGUCAGCCAUUCAGAGACAGUGAGACCCAAAUCACAGCAGAACAUCAGAGCCUGCUCCCCGACAGUUCUCUCUCGCCCUCCGACCGGCAUCAUGAAAGGGAAAUCCAGACCAACGACUGCCUUCUCCACAAAAAGCGCAAUCCUAAAGCGAGCCAAAUUUGAGCUGCCAAUGCGUGGGCACAGUGCCCCUGUCAGGAGGCAGAAUGUUGGUGAUGCCUUGUCUCUGUCUGAAGCCAAAGCCUUGAUAAGAUCCCAGGAGCGCACCAGGGAUGUCCCAACACCUCGGGAUAGGCUAGUGCUGACCAUCAAUUGCAUUGAGAGCUCAAAGAAAAACACAGAGCUGGUGAAUAACACGACAGCAAACUGCUUGGAAAUUGAUUACAAACCCCGUGCAGAGAGCCCACCACCAAGCCAGUGCACGGUCAGAAGUCCUGAGAUCAGACGGCAGAAAGGAAAGUCACAAGUAGGAGCUGUUAGUUCUCCAGAAUCAACUGUGGUCGUUCAAUUUAGAACUGUUGAGUAUGACAACAAGCCCCAUAUCAGCUUGCAUCCUGAAGCGACGCUGUCUAGCAUCCCAAAGCAAACGGUGAUAUGUCAACAGCCAACGAAACCCGUCCUCACCCGACCGAGCUCAGGCCGGGUCCCUUCAACAGAAAAGCCAAAGAUCCUGAGAAGAAGCCAGAGUGCCAAUGCCAUCUUGACAUCCGAUAAGCCCAGCAUCGUUCCAUCAACCCAGACGGAGGCUGCCGUCCGUAAGAAGACCUUCCACGGCUGGACCACAUCGCACACCGAACCGAUCGUCCUCAGUCCCAUGCUGAUGCAGGGCCCAAGUGGCACGGCACCUAGCAUGCAGUCGCCGCGGAAGCAACGCCACAGUGUGACGAAGGUCGUCAUGGGACCGCCCGUGGAAGUCAAGGAUCCGCUCAAGAGCCACAAGGAGUUCCAGAUACGGACGCGGGAGCAGACAGAGGGGUAUCUGAACUGGGUGACUGAGAUCCAACAUAGGUACACCAAGGAGAAGGCGACACAGGCCGAAGCACUUCAAAAGAAGCUAUGGCUAGCAAAGGCCAAAGGUCAAACUCAUCAGGACUUGACGAAGAAACCUAGAGUUUUUGCACCAGAGAUAGGAGAAUGAAGCAAGAUGGUUUUUAUUCCCUCCUCUACAUUAGACAGCAAAAUGUAUGGUUAAAAAGACACAAGACUUUUUGUUGUUGAAUUUGUGAAUAUGCUGUUCUGGUUUCUCUUAAUCUCCUGUCAGAUCCUUCUUUGUAAGUUUGGUCUUUGUUGUGUUGAUUGAAAACAUUGAUUUUUUCACUUUGGCUGCAGUGGAAAAAGUUAGGUUCAGUGCAUCUUGAUGCACCUGUGACUGAAGCAAACACUCAAGACCCAAGUUGCACUUUGUGAAGAGCUGCUUUUCACUCCAGGACUCACAGACUGCAGUUCUUCACAGGCAGAUUUAGGUUUACAGAAAUCGAUCCCCUCUCUCCUCGUCAAUUCUGAAAACUUCAUAUAAACAUAGAUCUGAAAUGACAGCAUCAUGACUUCAACUUCACACCAAGAAAAGAAUAAACUUGUCUUUUCAGUUGGCCAUGAUGACUGUAAAUAGUCUGGUGUCUCACCUAGGGAGUAGGGAGGCUUUUUUUCAGUUUUGGCAUGGGAUUUUUCCCUGAUAAACUUACUUUCAGUUACAAAUUGCCUCCUUAACACUGUUUGAUUGGAUUUUUCACAGGCAGUGAUACUUAAGUGGUCAGCUUGUUAUAUUUGUCUUAACAGACUUUUGUUGGAAUAUUUUUAUUUUGCCGGAAUAUUCUUUGCUAUUUUUUGAUUAUCAAAGUGUUUGACUGUCUGCUCUUGCAUACCAAAGGUUUGAUUGAUGUUAUUUAAUUAACAUGCUUAAGUGUGCACAUAAAAUCAAGGUGUGUAUAUAUAUAUAUUUAUCUGCAAAGCUAAGCUGUUCUUGCCAAGUGUGAUGUGUGUGGCUAAUUAUUUCUUUUCCAAAGAGUGCUUUUGCCUAAAUUGUUGCGUAACAGUUUGUUGCUGAAUUGUUUUCAGAAGAGUGUGGUGAAUGGUAAAUGUGAAAAAAAUGGGCAUUCUUUUAUUCAAUUAUUUUCUUCAAGUAGUAAUAGAUAUUACCUUUGCGAGGUUUCUGUUGGUUUGCUUUUUAAGCAUUUGGAACAAAAAUCUAUGUUUAAGUGUUGUGAAUUGCACAUUGCAGUUUAUUCUUGCACAUACCAAAAAGACAUGUACAUUUCUAAAGGAUUAUUUUUGUGCAGACAGCUGAUUCAUAAGGGCCCAUUUUGAAGUUGCAACUUUAAAAGCUAGCUUACAGGUGAAGUAAUUUAUAAUUUCUUGCGUGGCUGUCAGUUUAUGUUGCAGUUUGUAUUCAAACCUAAAAAUAAAGAAAAUAAAACCAAGGACUCCCAAGAAAAUAAUCUUGGAAAAAAUGAUUGCAUGAAAUGUAGAAUUUGUGGAACUGUCAACAACAAUGUGAGAAUGUUUCAUACUAGGAAUAUCUAUAACUCACUGACACCACCUCUGGUGUUUUACAAAUAUUCCUUGACCACUUCAUUUUUUGGAAUCUGCCUGCUUUCCUCUGCAUUCACCACAAAUCAGAUUUUUGAGUUAAUCCACUGAAUGUAGU
This is a messenger RNA of Acanthaster planci (crown-of-thorns starfish), 5474 nucleotides long. RefSeq names its product F-box and WD repeat domain containing protein 10B-like. The record is from RefSeq and is a predicted model, not a curated record. NCBI's taxonomy places the organism in Eukaryota, Metazoa, Echinodermata, Asteroidea, Valvatida, Acanthasteridae. Gene Ontology annotation, molecular function: protein binding.